Leishmania braziliensis MHOM/BR/75/M2904 is the source of this 447-nucleotide messenger RNA. RefSeq lists its product as hypothetical. The transcript has a single exon. The coding region runs from base 1 to 447 and encodes 148 amino acids. NCBI's taxonomy places the organism in Eukaryota, Euglenozoa, Kinetoplastea, Trypanosomatida, Trypanosomatidae. The record is from RefSeq and is a predicted model, not a curated record.
AUGGAGGUCAUCAUGAACUAUGUGUAUGAGAUCGACCCCAUCCACCUGGUGACGAGCGCCGUCGCGCAGCAGAUGCUGGCAAUGGUCUGGUUUGACUGCAUUGUGCGCCAAAUCGAUCGUUACUACGUUGCUGCGGACAAGGGCGUGCGGCGCGUCGAGCACGCUAUCACGCGCUACCCCGGCAUAAUGGUCUCUGCAGCCACCUUUGCCUGCUCGUGUCUCCGCUCUCUUAUCGUGCUAACGCUGGUGCACAUGUGUGGUUGCUCGACACUUUACCAGUACCAGUCGGCGGCCAUGGUCGCCGUGGUGAUCGGUACAAUGCGCGUGCACCGCACCUUCUCGUGCCACCGUCCCAUCCAAAUUUUCGUGACCGAGACCGGCUACGAGAUGGCCGCGGCGAUGACGACGGCGGUGCUCUGUUACUACAUGAAGAAGUACAACUUUUAA